Messenger RNA from Corylus avellana, 744 nucleotides. RefSeq names its product large ribosomal subunit protein eL24. The record is from RefSeq and is a predicted model, not a curated record. Gene Ontology annotation, cellular component: cytosolic large ribosomal subunit. Lineage: Eukaryota; Viridiplantae; Streptophyta; Magnoliopsida; Fagales; Betulaceae. Gene Ontology annotation, molecular function: structural constituent of ribosome; mRNA binding. Gene Ontology annotation, biological process: cytoplasmic translation.
UAUCUCCUUCUAUUCGACUUCUAGGGUUUCUGCAUCUGCCACACGACCACCAGCAGCCAUGGUUCUCAAGACGGAACUCUGUCGUUUCAGCGGAGCCAAGAUAUACCCGGGAAGAGGCAUUAGAUUUAUUCGCGCCGAUUCUCAGGUUUUCCUGUUUGCUAAUUCGAAAUGCAAGAGGUAUUUCCACAACCGAUUGAAGCCGUCGAAGCUUACCUGGACAGCCAUGUACAGGAAGCAGCAUAAGAAGGAUAUUGCCCAAGAGGCUGUGAAGAAGAGGCGACGUGCUACCAAGAAGCCUUAUUCGAGGUCCAUAGUUGGUGCCACCUUAGAGGUUAUCCAGAAGAAGAGAGCUGAGAAGCCGGAAGUCCGUGAUGCUGCCAGGGAAGCUGCUCUGCGUGAAAUCAAGGAAAGGAUCAAAAAAACAAAAGAUGAAAAGAAGGCAAAGAAGGCAGAAGUAAUGUCCAAGUCACAGAAGUCACAGGUUAAGGGUAGCAUUCCCAAGGGAGCUGGAAAGGGUCCUAAACUUGGAGGUGGUGGUGGAAAGCGUUGAGCCGCUGGACUAAACAGUUUCUAUAACCUUUCAGUUUUGAAUGUUUUGUAAGAGUUCAUUAGCCUUGUGGGGCCGAAUCAUUUAUUAUUUCUGUUUUUUAUCGCAUGUCCGGCACCUUGUUCUUGAAGAGAUAUCUGCUUAUCUUGCUGAAUUUGAGUAUUUCCGAGAGUAACUAUAAUUCUACAAUUUUUCUA